UUUUCAAACUGUAAUGUAAGGAUAGCGUCGUCGUCUAGUGAAGCCGUUUGCUAUGCAGUGUGUGUGUGUGUGAGUGGCGAUGCAAAUGCAAGUUCCGGUGGGAGGGCGAGUCCCCACAUGGUUCUCUCGGCAAAGACUCCUCGAAGAGAAGCUGUGCGACCUUCACAAGUGCAGCAAUUUGGACUCUGUGAACCAAAUCCACGCUCAAGUCCUCAAAGCCAAUCUCCACCAAGACCUCUUCGUCGCUCCCAAACUCAUCGCCGCCUUCUCCCUCUGCCGCCACCUCGCCUCCGCCGUCAACGUCUUCAACCACGUCCCCCACCCCAACGUCCACCUCUACAACUCCAUCAUCAGAGCCCACGCCCACAACACUUCCCACCCUUCUCUCCCCUUCAACGCUUUCUUCCAAAUGCAGAAAAAUGGACUCUUUCCUGAUAAUUUCACGUACCCUUUUCUCCUUAAGGCCUGCACUGGCCCCUCCUCACUUCCUUUGGUCCGAAUGAUUCAUGCCCAUGUCGAAAAAUUUGGUUUUUAUGGGGAUAUCUUUGUGCCCAAUUCGCUUAUUGACUCCUACUCCAGGUGUGGCAGUGCCGGGCUUGAUGGGGCCAUGAGCUUGUUUUUGGCCAUGAAGGAGCGGGAUGUGGUCACUUGGAACUCCAUGAUUGGUGGGUUGGUCAGAUGUGGUGAGUUGGAGGGUGCUUGUAAGCUGUUUGAUGAAAUGCCUGAGAGGGAUAUGGUUAGUUGGAACACCAUGUUGGAUGGGUACGCCAAGGCAGGGGAGAUGGACAGGGCGUUUGAGCUGUUUGAGAGAAUGCCCCAGAGGAAUAUCGUUUCGUGGUCGACGAUGGUUUGCGGGUAUAGCAAGGGUGGUGACAUGGAUAUGGCGAGGGUGUUGUUCGAUAGGUGUCCAGCCAAGAAUGUGGUGCUUUGGACGACGAUAAUAGCGGGGUAUGCUGAGAAGGGGCUCGUGAGGGAGGCGACGGAGUUGUAUGGGAAGAUGGAGGAGGCUGGGUUGAGGCCUGAUGAUGGGUUUUUGAUUAGCAUUCUGGCGGCGUGUGCUGAGUCUGGAAUGCUUGGGUUGGGGAAGAGAAUUCAUGCUUCUAUGAGGAGGUGGAGGUUUAGAUGUGGCACUAAGGUGUUGAAUGCGUUUAUUGAUAUGUAUGCCAAGUGUGGUUGUUUAGAUGCGGCCUUUGAUGUCUUUAGUGGAAUGAUGGCGAAGAAAGAUGUGGUGUCUUGGAAUUCGAUGAUUCAGGGGUUUGCCAUGCAUGGACAUGGCGAGAAAGCGCUUGAGCUUUUUUCUAGGAUGGUACCGGAAGGUUUUGAGCCAGAUACAUAUACAUUUGUUGGCCUUUUGUGUGCUUGCACUCAUGCUGGCCUUGUUAAUGAAGGGCGUAAGUACUUUUAUUCGAUGGAGAAAGUGUAUGGGAUUGUUCCUCAAGUUGAGCAUUAUGGUUGUAUGAUGGACCUUCUUGGCCGCGGCGGACACCUGAAAGAAGCUUUCACGCUUUUGCGCAGCAUGCCUAUGGAACCCAAUGCCAUUAUAUUGGGUACUCUUUUGAAUGCUUGUCGGAUGCAUAAUGAUGUAGAUUUUGCAAGAGCUGUGUGUGAACAGCUGUUUAAGGUGGAGCCAACAGAUCCAGGGAAUUACUCCCUUCUGUCAAAUAUUUAUGCUCAAGCAGGAGAUUGGAUGAAUGUUGCCAAUGUAAGGUUACAAAUGAUGAAUACAGGAGGUCAAAAGCCUUCUGGGGCCAGUUCCAUAGAGGUAGAAGAAGAAGUGCAUGAAUUUACUGUAUUUGAUCAGUCGCACCCUAAAUCAGAUGAUAUAUAUCAGAUGAUUGACAGAUUGGUACAGGACCUAAGGCAGGUUGGAUAUGUUCCGAUGAUACAUCAGUAGAGAUAAAUGAAUAUCAUUUGAUUGCCUUAGUAUGCACAGCACAGCACAGCUGGAAUGAUGCUUCAAGGAAUGAAUAUGAUUUUUUAGUUGAGCACAGUGCAUUGCUGGUUUACUAAAAACAGGUAAACAAAUCAUUGUAUUCAUCACUACCACUGGUUUAACCACAAAGUUGUAUGCAUGGCUCAUGGCUGAACCUAUGCUUCUGGUGCAAGCAUCACAGUAUGGAUCCCAAAACUCUGCUUUCAGCAUGGCGUGAUAUCUCUUGCAUGAUUUUGCCUAUCACAGUAAUUGCUUGGUUGUUACAGAAUGAAUCUCAUUGUUGGUUUAGUGAUCCCAACUUGGUCAGAAUUUUGCAUGUAGUCAGCUGGUUGCUCAAUUUUGUGUUUGGAAGUUCUUUUAUGGUUUUACCUUUUAAAUAUGUUGGGGAGAUUGAAGGAAAGAACGGAAGAAAGACUAUAAUAUUGAUGAGCAAUCACGAAACAAAGUUGUGUGCAUGGCUGAGCCUAUGCUUCUGGUGCAAGCAUCAUCCACCUUCCUACUACCGUUGGCAGGAGCUCUUUUGUAAAGUCAAAGAAAGGGAAAAUUGUGAAGAGAAAAUGCUCUGAUUCUUCCUGUCUACUACUUAUUGUAAAAAGAAGCUACACUUAACAUAUGUAUACUGGGUGGCAAUUCCACUCUUGACCGUACCAAUAUUUCUGUGUGCUGGUUGUUGCCAUGGUGCCAAUUCAGCCCUUUUUAUUAAACUUGAAACAUUUACUUGAGCGAGAUUAUUUUCAGAGCUACUUGCUACCUCUAAUCUACACGUCGCUCUACAUUUGUCA
Molecule: messenger RNA, 2715 nt
Organism: Glycine soja
Lineage: Eukaryota; Viridiplantae; Streptophyta; Magnoliopsida; Fabales; Fabaceae
Product: pentatricopeptide repeat-containing protein At3g29230-like
Exons: 1
Coding region: 80-1894 (604 amino acids)
Biological process (GO): RNA modification
Molecular function (GO): protein binding; RNA binding
Source: RefSeq, a predicted model, not a curated record